CGGUCCAUUAAUAUCAGCUCUCACCUGCCCCCAUCAGUUUCGAUAUUGCGCGAAAGCUCCAUUCUCCGCAUCUGAAAGAAAAGGCGCAAACCCCAAUCUGAUGCCCCAAUUGAAAUCAAAUCCCUAAACACAAUAAAAAAGUUCGAUAUAAUUAGAAAUUUGGAAGAUAACAACACCGAUUCCCUUCUCUUUUAUUGAAAUUUUGAAAACUUAGGAAAGAGAUGAUUGAAGACGGUGGCGCUAGGGCUUCUUCCGAUGAUCCGACUGUAAGCAACGGUGCUUCACAAACAAGACAAAGGAAAAAGAGAAAGUGGGAUCAGCCUGCGGAGGGUUUUGUUUCGGCUGGAUUUGCUGUCCCAUUUACCAACAUGGGAACUCUUGCUGGCAUGCCACCUCCUGGUGUAGCUCCAGUCCCAGGCACCUUUCUGCCAAAUAUACUUGCUUCAAGUGGUACAGCUGUUACCCCAUUUUUUCAACAGCAUGCUGCUCCAGUGGUACCACAACAAAAUCAAACUAAGAUCCAGGAUGAAUUAGUGAUUGCUAGAGAAAUUGUAAUAAAUGAUGUGGAAUCUUCAGUUCGGUACAAGCUCACAAAGCGCCAGACACAGGAAGAGUUUGUCAUCUUUCAGAUUCAAAGGUGCACUGGUGCUGUGGUCAUAACUCGGGGUAAGUAUCACCCACCAAAUGCUCCACCUGAUGGUGAAAAGCCUCUCUAUCUUCAUAUAUCUGCUGCCACUCAUUUAAAAGAAACAGCGGAGCGAAUUUUAGCUGUAGAUAGCGCGGCUACCAUGGUUGAAGAACUGUUGAAACAUGGUCAGAGCUCACAGGCAGGGGCUUCCCCUUUUAAGGAAGCUGUGAUGAACGGUGUGAAGGCAUUGAGCAUGUGUGUAUAUUUGGGCUUUGAUGCAGACCCAUCACUGAAUGUUGCUGCACGUAUUUGUGGACCAAAUGACCAGUAUAUAAAUCACAUUAUGAAGGAAACAGGAGCAACUGUCACGUUACGAGGAUGUGGUUCUGGAAACUCUGAGAUCCUGAAGGGUGAAGAAGCACAGCAACCAGUGCACUUAUUCUUGUCCAGUAACAAUCCUAAAAGUCUUGAUGAUGCCAAGCGUUUGGCAGAGAAUCUCAUGGACACUAUCAGCCUAGAGUUUGGUGCAUCCAGGAUUUCAUCAAGUAAGGUUUAUGGUGCAGUUCCACCUCCACAGCAGUUGUUGACUGGAGUUCAAAGUUCUGCAGGCGAACAAAACCUAAAUGCUAGUUCAGCUGCUGGUUUGAUGUCAAUUCCAGUUGCUGCUCCAGCUCCACCUGUUUCAGUCCCUGGGGUCACUACUGGUUAUUCUCAAGGGAUUGCUGUAGGGCUGCCUAAUUCUGGGCCAACCCAAUCAAAUUCAAUUGGUUAUCCACAGCCUUCGGUGACUAGAGGGACAAGCUACAUUGGAUAUGGUGGGAUAUACCCCCAAGCAACACCAUUGCAACAGGUAGCAUUAGCUCUUAGACAAUCAUCUCCAAUCUCAUCUACUGUUGUACCUGCAACAUCUGUAGCAAGCACGGCUGUUCCUACAAUGUCAUUUGUCAGUACGGUAACCAAAUCAAGUGUUAGUUCUACUUUACCUUUAGAGAAAGAGCAACGGCCCCCACAAAAGCGGAAGUUCCAGGAGUUACCGGCUGGUUCAAAGGGCUCUUCAAGAAUCAACCAGGUAUUUUCUAUGACAUUCUAAGAAGCUAAUAGGCUGAUACCGGACCUCUGUUAGGGCCAUUGGUUUGUAUGUUUCACAGGGUUUUCAGUUUCAGAGGAGAAAUUUGAUGAGUGUUUCCUGCUUUAAAACCAUGACGGGGGACCACUUCAAGAUAUUUGUUCUCUUUGAUUGGGUGUAUUGUUUCAUAUCAUGCAGUUUGCAUUUAGAUGUUGUUGUGUCUUCCAUGGUUAGCGUUAUAGAAUGUGCAAGCUGAAGUUUCAUUGAAAGGGUCUUUGGUAUCAUUGUGGUUUAGCAUUUUUGUUUAGGAUUUUACUUUAAAGCUGAAGCUCCUAUUGAAAAUGCAUGAAAUGCAUUUUAACAGGUACAUAAGCUGACAACAAACUUUGUGCCACUGCGACCAUUUUUUGGCGACGAUGAUACUGUACAUGACAUCUGCAUUUUUUUUUAUUUUUGCAUCUUUCCACAAACUACCUUAGUUCUUGAUUUGAAAAUUUCCAGGCUCAAUGUCAGCGUAUAAGGUCCUAACAUCUGUUCAGUGAAGACAUCAAGGGUCAAAUUAACUAACUAAAUCAUGGUCUUUCACUAAUUCCAUGUCAUUUUCCCCGAUACAGGACCUUUGUAAAGAUUCUGUUGUACCCUUGAGAUCUUAACCUCCUGCUUUUUCCAGAUGUUGCUCAUUAACUAUUAUGUCACUACUUUUGAGAAAUUAGGCUUGGAUUGUUUUUGUGCAACUCAUUUCAGGUAUCUGAAUCUUCAAAUCCAAACAAGCCAUUGGGAGACUUGGGAGUGAGAAAUGUAUCAACUAUGCCUGCUCCAAAGAAGCUGAUUAAUCCAUCA
Messenger RNA from Hibiscus syriacus, 2534 nucleotides. RefSeq names its product protein RIK-like. The transcript has 11 exons. The record is from RefSeq and is a predicted model, not a curated record. Bases 222 to 1718 code for a protein of 498 amino acids. Gene Ontology annotation, molecular function: RNA binding. NCBI's taxonomy places the organism in Eukaryota, Viridiplantae, Streptophyta, Magnoliopsida, Malvales, Malvaceae. Gene Ontology annotation, cellular component: nucleus.